This is a messenger RNA of Histoplasma capsulatum G186AR, 1971 nucleotides long. RefSeq lists its product as uncharacterized. The record is from RefSeq and is a predicted model, not a curated record. The coding region runs from base 1 to 1971 and encodes 656 amino acids. Lineage: Eukaryota; Fungi; Ascomycota; Eurotiomycetes; Onygenales; Ajellomycetaceae. The transcript has a single exon.
AUGUCUUCGGAAUUAUAUUACUACAGGCCAUCAACGCCUCCCGCCAUGAUGGCUACCAGCCAUUUUAAUGGUCGAUAUAAUAUGCAUGUCCGAGCAGACUCGAGUUCCUCAAAUAACUCAUCUCCAGACUCUGCCGUCACCAAUCUCACUACCCCAAAUUUGUCACCAGUCAUCCGCCAGCAUGGGCCAGCUCUUCUACCAAAGAUCAGACCUCAGGACCUUAUAGUUGAGCCUGUCUCCUCUAGCGGGCCUAUUCGUCACCGCAAGGGCCAGUCAACCAUCCGCAAACCCACCGUGUACACACCUUACCCAGCUAGUCGAUCUCAGAUGCGUGGGUCUUUGACCUCACCAAUCGAUUGCUCCCUUAUCUCGCCGAUUUCAACUUCUUCUAUGCUGGGCCAUCGCGCCCCUUCAACUCUCUCUUCACCAGUAACUUUAACUCCAUCUCAUACAAGGCUUGCACGUGGACAUUCCCGUUCAACGUCUAUCAACAGCAUCGACGAGGCAACUUUGGCCCGCUAUGGAUACCCAACCUACCGACAGUACCCAAGAUACAUGACCCAAUGCAGCCCUACAACUCCAGUUUCGGCUACAUCCUUUUUAUUCCCAUCUUAUCCACCACCUAGUGAACCAGUCACCCCUCACCCACAGCCCUCUCCACCUCUUCAGCCUGUCUAUUCUUACGUCGAAGCUCCAAUUACAACCUUAGCUCCACCUAUCCAUGCUCCCUCCGUCACUACUCCCCCUUACUCAGAAUCGGAUGAUCUGGAACUUUCAACUACUCUUCUCAAAUACCUAACAGAACCAACCCAGGCCAUCAACCUCGUGCAGCAUGUAAGAGUGCCCGUGGGCCGUGGGCAGCAGCAGCAUUUCUGGUGGGACAUCCGAAAUCUGCGAAGCUGGUCCAGCUUCUCUCUUUCCACAAUCCACUCAAUCCCAAAACUUACCGCUCUCCUCACCACGCAAGUCUCCCAAGAUUGCCAUCCCAUAUCAACUGUGACCUCAUCGCGUCUCUCCCCGAGCUCUGAGGGCGCUCUCGCCGAGCUAGUCCGCGACAUCUACGCUCCCCGCGUAAACGCCGCUAUCCAAACCUCCAUCGGCAAGGGGCUGAUCCUCAAACCAACAACGGAGGCCUUUCUCACAGGAAACCGCACCAACAGCGGGCCCCAUUUCAUCGCCAACUAUGCCACAGAUACCGAACUCACAGCCUCCGGCAACCAGCGCGGCCGCCUCGUCGGCCUCGUCAAGAGCUUCAACUGCUGGAACAGCGGCAUGCGCCAGGAACCACCACACAAGCGCGUCGAAUACCUCAACGGCCUCGCGCACCUCCAACGCUGCAUGCGCGAGCACUCCUGCCGCUACGGCUUCAUCAUGACGGAAAUCGAACUCGUCUGCGUCCGUGCAGGCUACGACGAUGUCACCGACACGCCCUACUUCGGCUACCUGCAGGUGGCCCCACCAAUAAUGACGAACCUCUCGUCGGAGUCUUAUUCCCCACCCCCGCAACACCAACCACGACACCACUCCCACUCUCGCUCCCACCGAUCCUCUUCCGCCCAAUCAUCCGAUUAUUCCCCCACCCCCUCCCGCUCUCCCUCCCCACCUUCCUCCUUCAUACCACAAUCAUCAACCUCAACCCCACUCACCGCAACCCUGGCCCUUUACUACCUGGUCCUCCUCUCCAAGGCCGAGGCCCUCCCCACCCAGCCCCGCGGCUACCUCAACGUCGGCGGCCAGGGCACCCUCACGCGCCAACACAUCCUGCCGGAGGGGAAAGACAAAUGGAUCCCCGAGCCGCAGACGGGGGAGAAGCGCGAUGCAAAGAGGGUCCGCGGGUGGGUGUGGCCGCAGGAUCCGUGGCAUAGGCGCGAGGGGGUAGCCUCGGGGAGUCGGGCGAAGGCGCAUCAGCAGAAUCAGCAGCUAAAUGGAAGUGGGAAGGUGGCGGGGAAGGGGAAAAAGUGGCAUAAGUAA